Messenger RNA from Prorocentrum cordatum, 484 nucleotides. NCBI's taxonomy places the organism in Eukaryota, Dinophyceae, Prorocentrales, Prorocentraceae. The record is from the annotation of a GenBank genome assembly.
GCCAAUGGCGCCGGGUUCGCUGGACGGGCAGCAGGUGCUGCUCGGCUUGCUCGAAGAACUGGACGCCAUCGACGGGGCGUCCUUGCACGGCUUCGACUCCAUCGGGCUAGGCUACCACCAGGUUCGGCACACGAUCGAGCUGGGCGGGGAAGUCCUGGACACGCUCUGCGUCAAAGUCAGCGACGCGGCCCAGGAGGCCUCGGCGGCGGCUGCCCAAGCUGAACUUCAGGAGUGGCGAGUAUGGGCCCAGGCCUCAGUCAAGGCUGGGGGGCGCAAGGCCCACAGGUUCAUCAAGCAGUCGCCCCAGGCCUCUGGGCCCAAGGCCCCCGAGGGUUGGGCUUUGCAGGGUGAUGGUGCAGUCGAUGCCAUGGUCGAGGAGUGGUCGCAGUACUGGGACGACGCCAAGCAGUGCAUCUCGGACCAGCAGCACGCGUUGGCGAACAACUCCGACCUUCCUCGCCCCACAGUCGAGAGGGUACGACAG